ACGCAGGGCUGACGUCACAGGCUGUGUGUUUUGUUUUUGGGAAGGCUGUGCAGACAGAGCAGCGAGCUGGGAGGAUAGCAGAGCACACAGCCUGGUGAAGGAGAAGGAUUCUCAAGUUGGAUUUUUUUUAAAGGCUCACAGGCAAGAUGCCAUCAGAGAAGAGUUUCAAGCAGAGGAGGACCCUAGAGCAAAGAGUGGAAGAUGUUCGACUCAUCCGGGAACAGCAUCCAACCAAAAUUCCGGUUAUUAUUGAAAGGUAUAAGGGGGAGAAGCAGCUUCCUGUGUUAGACAAAACGAAAUUCCUUGUGCCAGAUCACGUUAACAUGAGUGAAUUGAUUAAAAUAAUCCGGAGACGCCUACAGCUAAAUGCCAACCAGGCUUUCUUCCUUUUGGUAAAUGGCCAUAGCAUGGUGAGCGUGUCUACACCUAUCUGCGAAGUUUACGGUGUAGAAAAGGAUGAUGACGGCUUCCUGUACAUGGUAUACGCAUCUCAGGAGACUUUUGGGACGAAUUCUGCAUAAAAUACACAACAGAAUCAGCUUCUAUUAUUUGAUUUUUUUUUCUGGGUGACAAUUAUUAUUAAA
Messenger RNA from Pelobates fuscus (common spadefoot toad), 584 nucleotides. RefSeq names its product microtubule associated protein 1 light chain 3 beta (gene MAP1LC3B). NCBI's taxonomy places the organism in Eukaryota, Metazoa, Chordata, Amphibia, Anura, Pelobatidae. Gene Ontology annotation, molecular function: ubiquitin protein ligase binding; microtubule binding. The transcript has 4 exons. The coding region runs from base 147 to 521 and encodes 124 amino acids. The record is from RefSeq and is a predicted model, not a curated record. Gene Ontology annotation, biological process: autophagy of mitochondrion; cellular response to nitrogen starvation; autophagosome maturation. Gene Ontology annotation, cellular component: cytosol; autophagosome membrane; autophagosome.